AUGUCGCAGCCAGCACAGCCAUCGGAGGACGGCAGCAGUCUCGUCGAUGCUGUUGCUGCCACGCUCAGCAUCACUGACAAGACGGGCAGCUCCAGCGCGGACGGCAAGGACACGGUCAAGGAGGACAAGGACAAGACGAGUCACUCAAUCACGGACAAGGACAAGGACAUAGACAGCGAGCAGCAGCGCGGGCAGGCAGAGCUCGACAAGGACGCAGUCGACAGCAUUGAUCAAGCAGCAGCCGCAGCAGGAGCGACCGAGCUCUUCCCGCGACCGGCGAUGUACUGCCCGUGUAAUAUUCGUGGAUUGGUGCCAGGCGAGAAGAAGCUCUGGUGUACAUGCGGAUUGAGCAAGAAACAGCCUUGGUGCGAUGGUGCUCAUGCUGGCACCGAUUUCAAGCCGCUGAGGUGGACAGUCCCCGAGCGCCAACAGGCUGUCUUCCAGCUCUGUGCCUGCAAGUACACGAAAUCACCACCAUACUGUGAUGCAACACACACCAAUCUGCCGUUGCAAGUCCUUGCACGGCAGCGGGACUGCCCAGAUCGCGAGAAGACCCAUAGCGGAGCAGACAAGGCCAAAUUGUGUUCGUCGUGCGGCUAUGCACCAGACUGUUCGUUCAGUUCCUUGCGAGUGCUCGUCUUACACGGCGCAGGUCGCCGCUUCGCCUUCGCUUCGCCCUCCAAGUCAAGGCACCAGCAAUCGUUGCUGUCGGUCGAGCAGUGCGAGGCUGAAGCGCGCCGUGCUCAUGCCGAGCUCUUGCAAGCAGCUGCUGCUCUCAGCCAGCACUCUGCUACUACAGCUGCUACUGCGAUGAUGGCUGCUGCUGCUGGUGCGGACGGUGGUGGCAAGGCAUGGCCUGCUGCAGCAGCGAGCGGCAGCCUGAGCUUCUUCCACUCAAACAGCGAAGCCAGUCUCAUUGACCGAUUGUACUCGGCGUGUGAUGAAGAUAUUCAUGCCGCUCUGCUCGUUCCUGGCAACUUUGUUAAUGGCUACCCUGCGCUGGCCGCUGCUCUCCAUGACGUCUCAGAGCACUUCCCAACCAUUGCCCUCCUUCCUAACAUGCUUGCAGAGUAUAUGCCGCCACCAGCAGCCAUCGCGGCUGGCGGCUUGGCCCAUUUUCUACCUCAUCGAUGCUCCAAUUUGGUUGCGGGUGGCGGUCUGUCCGUUUACGCCACGGGCUUCCAAACCGCUCAGUUUAUGCGCCGCGGUGGUCGACGAAAACCGUCGAUGACCGCCUCUUCAGCAACGCCACCCGCCUUGGCAACAUUGAGCGUGGACCACCCAACACACUUGCACAAUCUUGCAGAAAACGAAAGCACAACGCCGACCAUCAACAGCGCGUCGGCUGCUGUUGCCCAACGCCGCACACACCAAGUCCGACCCAGCUCUGUGGAUCCUGCAGCUUUGGAGAAAAUGUACCCUGCCCCGACAGAAUCGUUCUACCAACCGCAGUCGCAAUCUGACGGCUCGACGGACAUUCCCUCCUGGCUUGUGCGGCAGCUCCAGCAGGCAGCGUUAGGGCCCGGUCGGACCGAAACCGAGUCGCAUCCGCAUCCCUUUGAAGACCUCGAACGGCAGUUCAGCGGCGGACACACCAACCCGCAACACUUCCAGAAAGAAAUGUUGGCACACGCGAAAAGCAAUGCCACAUCCACGUCGGCCAACUCCACGACAGAUCGCGCAGCCAGUCAGCUAGGCAGCGCCCUGACUUCCAGCUCGCCAGCCGCGAGCCCGAAUCGAUCACAGAGCGUGCACUGGGAGGACGAUUUUGCCGAAACAAUCGUUCCAUCCAUCACGCAAAUGAAUUCGGCACGCCAACAAGAAACCAAGGCAUCCAGUACAGACCAAGGGGACUUUUACAUUGAUGAGCUCUUCUUUCCACAACUCUACGGGAAGGACACGCGAUGACGUCUGUCUGUUGUUUGGUUUUGUUUUGUUUUUCGAUUUCUGUCAUUUCCAUUUUAGCAUCCACUUGUCAAUUACAGUCAAAACACUGA
Capsaspora owczarzaki ATCC 30864 is the source of this 1997-nucleotide messenger RNA. RefSeq lists its product as hypothetical. Lineage: Eukaryota; Filasterea; Ministeriida; Capsasporidae. Gene Ontology annotation, cellular component: intracellular membrane-bounded organelle. Gene Ontology annotation, molecular function: 2 iron, 2 sulfur cluster binding. The transcript is spliced from 7 exons. The coding region runs from base 1 to 1908 and encodes 635 amino acids. The record is from RefSeq and is a predicted model, not a curated record.